Messenger RNA from Alosa sapidissima (American shad), 12764 nucleotides. It is a transcript of the gene insrb, whose product is annotated as insulin receptor b. Bases 1224 to 5348 code for a protein of 1374 amino acids. Gene Ontology annotation, molecular function: insulin receptor substrate binding; phosphatidylinositol 3-kinase binding; insulin receptor activity. The record is from RefSeq and is a predicted model, not a curated record. Gene Ontology annotation, cellular component: membrane; axon; insulin receptor complex. Gene Ontology annotation, biological process: positive regulation of phosphatidylinositol 3-kinase/protein kinase B signal transduction; cell surface receptor protein tyrosine kinase signaling pathway; glucose homeostasis. NCBI's taxonomy places the organism in Eukaryota, Metazoa, Chordata, Actinopteri, Clupeiformes, Clupeidae. The transcript is spliced from 22 exons.
CUUGUUUACUGAGGGGAGAGACAGAGAGGGGGAACCUGAGAGAGAGGAACCUCUGACGGGUCGAGCGAAGUUUUCGCUUCUUUUCGGCUAUCCUCACGCCAAUAAGUUUGUUUACUUAGCCAUCCUGAAUCCUGCAAACAAGACAUUUAACGUGUGUUGAUCGUCAAACCAAAAGCCUCGUUUGUUUCAGAUUAGCUGGGGCUAUUUGCUGAUCCGAGGAAUCGGAGGGCUACAGCGUGGAGUUUUAACACUUGAAAGCAUUGUGGUGGAAGCUGCUGCUCCUCCGUGGAAGCUACCCUUUUUCGAGGGGUGCAGUUUGUCUAGCCAAGGCUAAAUUACGUUUUGAUAGUUGUUUUCGUCUAUCACGCCGGAGCAGACGGCUUUUUGCGGAUUCAUAUGAACGUCGAUUCAUACUGAAGGGAAACUCGUCGCGGUUUUCCUGUACGCGUGCUCUAGAGGGGAUCUUGGAAUGUAUUCAUUUUCCCAUUCGCAUUUCUUCAAGGGCGAACUUCUGGUGAUAGAACGGAGAGGGAGAAGACUUGGCAGUGCAUGAAACACAGCGACCUGUGGAUUAAAGCCAGCUCGGCCAACCCUUCUUGGGUCAAUAUUUGUGUCCAGCAGGACAGUGUUGUUGUGGAACCAGGACAUAAUUCUAUGUGGUUGAUCAAUUAGAUCGUCACAUUGCAUCAUUAGACGUGAAGAUAGUAGACAAUAUUUAACUGUCCAAUUUUAUUUCAACUGGAAUUUUCUAACUGGUACCUCAUCAUUCAUGGUAUUAGCAGCUCCCAAAUAGUACCCCGUUGGGUACCUCCUUACUAGCGGUGUGGGAUUUCUUUUCGAAACGAGGGACUUCGGGAACUUAAGCCGAUGUGGAAUAUGCCCAAUGACUAUUUACAAUGAAGAUUUUCGUUUGCAUAUUUUUGGUCAGAACCCAAGAUCACGUCAUUUAGGCUAAUGUUCAAUUCAUUUUGGGGCGCAGAACAAAGUUGGACAACUAGACGUUUUGGAUUUACAAUCAACCACGUUGGACCCCUGGUCCUCCGGGGGACUUUGUAAAGUUUUGAAUAGCCUAUAUAUUUUUUUCUAAGUGAUAUCUAUAUAUAUAUUUUUCACUUUUAUCUUUUUGAUAUCUUUGUCAACUGAGACGCUGAUCAUUAUAUUAGGCUAACUAAUAGCCUAUCCUGCACGGAUUUUGAGUUCAGAAAAGCAGUUUUACCGUCACGAUGCGUCUGGAAAUGUCAGCGGUCAUUUUGGUAACUUUUGUCUACGUCUUGAGCCACUGUGGGUCAAUACAUGGAGAGAUCUGUCCCAGCAUCGAUAUCCGGAACAAUGCAGCCAACCUGACCCUGCUAGAGAACUGCACGGUGAUCGAGGGGCACCUGAAGAUACUGCUCAUGUUCAAGACUAAGGCGGAGGACUUCCGCGGCCUGACCUUCCCCCGGCUGACCGUCAUCACCGACUACCUGCUCCUCUUUCGCGUCUACGGCCUGGAGACCCUGAGUGACCUCUUCCCCAACUUGACGGUCAUCCGGGGCAACAACCUCUUCUUCAACUACGCACUGGUCAUGUUCGAGAUGCUCCAGCUGAAGGAGAUUGGCCUGUACAGCCUGAUGAACGUGACCCGUGGUGCCGUGCGGCUGGAGAAGAACCCCGACCUCUGUUACCUGUCCACGCUGGACUGGUCCAAGGUGCUGGACUCGGUGGAGGACAACUACAUUGUGUCCAACAAGGACAAACGUGAGUGUGGCGACGUGUGUCCCGGCACGGUCGGCGGCAAGAAACACUGUUCGCCGACCACCAUCAACGACCACUUUGGCGAGCGCUGCUGGAACCAGGACCACUGCCAGAGAAUGUGCCCAGCGGUCUGCAAGAACCACGCCUGCACGCUCAACGGCGAUUGCUGCCACGAGCAGUGCCUGGGCGGCUGCUCCGAGUCUGGCAACGCCAGCGCCUGCGUGGCCUGCCGGCACCUGAUGCACGAGGGCACCUGCGUGGAUCGCUGCCCGCAGGGCUACUACACCUUCAAAGACUGGCGCUGCGUCUCCUUCAAGUACUGCCAGGAGCUGCACAACGCGUGUCGGCAGCGCAAGGAGAAGGAGAAGGAGAAGGAGCACGACUGCCACGAGUACGUCAUCCACAACGGCGCCUGCGUCCCCGAGUGCCCGUCCGGAUACACCACCAUGAACUCCGCCGCGCUGACCUGUACGCCCUGUUCUGGACUGUGCCCCAAGCUGUGUGUUGGAGACAAGAUCGUGGACUCGGUCAUGGCCGCUCAGGAGCUCCGUGGCUGCACCGUGCUCAACGGCAGCCUGACCAUCAAGAUCCGCGGUGGCACCAACAUUGCAGCUGAGCUGGAGGCCAGUCUCGGUCAGCUGGAGGAGAUCAAUGGCUUCCUGACAGUGCGUCGUGCCUAUGCCCUCAUCUCGCUGUCCUUCCUCCGGAAGCUGCGCCUGAUCCGUGGGGAGGCUAAAGAGUCCGGCUCCUUCUCCUUCUACGCCUUGGACAACCAGAACCUGCGGCAGUUGUGGGACUGGUCCAAUCACAAUCUGACCAUUCUGCAAGGCUCCAUGUUUUUCCACUACAACUCCAAGCUGUGCAUAGCCGAGAUCCGCAAGAUGGAGGAGGUGACGGGCACCAAGUAUAGCAAGAACCAGAUAGCCCCGCGCACCAAUGGCGACCAGGCUUCAUGUCAGAACGAGGUUCUCAACUUCACCCAGGUCCGCGCCCACCACGACAAGAUCAUGAUCAAGUGGCAGGCCUUCUGGCCCACGGACUUCAGGGACCUGCUGGGGUUCAUGGUCCUGUACAAGGAGGCGCCAUAUCAGAAUGUGACGGAGUUUGACGGGCAGGACGCGUGCGGCUCCAACAGUUGGGUGAUCGCAGACGUCGAGCCCCCGCAGCGCUCCUCGUCCCCCGCCGAGGCCGGCCACCUCCUCUACCCGCUCAAGCCCUGGACGCAGUACGCCAUCAUGGUCAAGACGCAGCUGUCCGCCUCUGACGACCUGGAGGUACGCGGUGCCAAGAGUACCAUCAUCUACGUAACCACCAACGCCACCCGUCCAUCGGUGCCUCUGGACCCCAUCUCCUCCUCCAACUCGUCGUCUCAGAUCAUCUUGAAGUGGAAGCCGCCCACCGAGCCCAACGGGAACAUCACCCACUACCUGGUGUUCUGCCAGAAGCAGCAGGAGGAUAAGGAGCUCUACAGGCUGGACUACUGUCUCAAAGGCAUGAAGGUGCCGUCGCGCAAGGCGGCGCAGAACGAAAACGGUGACAAGCCGCAGAGCAACCAGACGGAGGAGCAGGGCCAGCCGGGCCACUGCUGCGCCUGCCCCAAGACGGACGCGCAGCUCAAGAAGGAGGCCGAGGAGUCCGAGUACCGCAAGACCUUCGAGAACUACCUCCACAACGUGGUGUUCGAGAUCAGAAGCACGGCGGCACCGGUGAGCCCCACGACAGACAGUGGGCCAUCCAGACGCCGACGCUCUGUGGGCGUGGCCAACGCCACAAUGGCCAGCUUCCUCACCACGCCCCCCGCCAGCCUGCUCCCGCCCGAGAACGGCUCAACAACGAGGGGCGACCCCGAGGACAAGGAGCCCGGCCAGCGGCUGGUGCUCAACGUCUCGAAGGAGUCGGCCGUCAUCUCUGGCCUGCAGCACUUCACCAGCUACCAGAUCGAGAUCCACGCCUGCAAUCACCCCACCGAAGUUAAGCGCUGCAGCUUGGCCACUUUAGUCAACGCCCGCACCAUGCCUGAACCAAAAGCUGAUGAUAUCACUGGUCCGGUGACCUACGAUAUGCUGCCAGAUGAACCUGAGUUGGUGUACAUCCGAUGGGAGGAGCCGAAAGCCCCAAACGCGGUCAUCAUCCUUUACGAAGUCAGCUACAAGAGGCUCUCGGACACCGAAGAUACGACUCCCAAAUGUGUGUCUCGGACCACCUAUGACAAGCUGAAAGGCUUUAAGCUGCGCGUGGUACACCCAGGAAACUACAGCGUGCGCAUCCGUGCCACCUCUCUGGCCGGCAACGGCUCCUGGACGGACUACACCUACUUCUUUGUGCCGGACAGAGACUUGAGCAUGAAGGUCAUCAUCGCUCCCGUGGUCUGCUUCGUCUUUCUGCUGUGCAUCGGAGGCACAGUGUUCGUCAUGUUCAAGAAGAAGCAAAUUGAAGGCCCCAGUGGCCCUCUCAUAGCCUCUUCCAACCCAGAGUACAUCAGCGCCAAUGAUGUCUAUGUUCCGGAUGACUGGGAAGUUCCGCGGGAGAAGAUCACAGUGCUGCGGGAACUUGGGCAGGGUUCCUUCGGCAUGGUCUACGAAGGCAUCGCCAAGGACAUCGUCAAGGGAGAACCGGACACCCGCGUGGCCGUGAAGACGGUCAACGAGUCGGCCAGCCUGCGUGAGAGAAUCGAGUUCCUUAACGAGGCCUCGGUGAUGAAGGCUUUCAGCUGCCACCAUGUGGUCCGUCUGCUGGGGGUGGUGUCCAAGGGUCAGCCCACGCUGGUCGUCAUGGAGCUGAUGACUCACGGCGAUCUGAAGAGCUACCUGCGCUCUCUGAGACCAGACGCUGAGAAUAACCCAGGGCGCCCGCCACCUACUAUAAAGGAGGUGAUUCAGUUGGCGGGCGAGAUAGCUGACGGCAUGGCCUACCUCAACGCCAAGAAGUUUGUCCACAGAGACCUGGCAGCCAGAAAUUGCAUGGUGGCUGAGGAUUACACAGUGAAAAUUGGAGACUUUGGCAUGACCAGAGACAUCUAUGAGACUGAUUAUUACCGGAAAGGUGGGAAGGGUCUGUUGCCCGUCAGGUGGAUGGCCCCAGAGUCCCUGAAAGACGGAGUCUUCACCGCCCGAUCAGACUGCUGGUCUUUCGGGGUGGUGUUAUGGGAGGUUAGCACGCUAGCUGAGCAGCCCUACCAAGGGCUCUCCAAUGAGCAGGUGCUGAAGUUCGUCAUGGACGGGGGAUACCUGGACCGACCAGAUAACUGCCCAGAGAGAAUACACAACCUGAUGCAGAUGUGUUGGCAGUACAACCCGCAGAUGCGGCCCAGCUUCCAGGAGAUCAUCGACAUGAUCAAGGACGACCUGCACCCCUCCUUCCAGGAGCUAUCCUUCUUCUACAGCGAGGAUAACAAGCCACCGGAGACCGAGGAGUUUGACAUGGACUUCGAGAACAUGGAGAGCAUCCCGCUGGACCCGUCGUCCUACUCGCAGCGCGAGGACAACCUAAGCAGAGACAAUGGCCCCUCGGUGGGUCUGCGGGGCAGCUACGACGAGCACGUGCCCUACACGCACAUGAACGGGGGCAAGAAAAAUGGAAGAAUCCUUUCGUUGCCCAGAUCGAGCCCAUCCUAACGUUUUCUGAUUGACUAUUUUGUCUAGUUCGCUCUCUCUCUCUCUUCCUCUUCCUCUAACUUUCUCUUCUUUCCUGUCCUCUCACCUGUCCCUCGUUUUUCUAAUAAUUAUUAUUUUUUAUGAUUUACAAUACGUUAUGCAGAUGCCCUUCAAAACAAAAACACAGAUCUCAGGACUUUUUUUUUUCCUUUUUCUCCUUCAUCGCUACCACGUGCAUGCACACCUUUAACUAAGAACCAUUCAUGCGGAUCAUCUACAACUUUCCUUGGCUUUCGAUUAUUUUUGUCUCACUCUUUUGCCAAGUUUCCAAGACUGGUCAGUGGGGGGAAAACUAAAGACAGACAAGACAAAGCGAACUGUGAACAGACACUACACAAACCAGAUGACUGCCUCGUGUUUGACCUCCUCGGACUUUCCCGUCUCUCCUCGGAGAAUUUUCUCGUUCACUUUCUUUACUGAAAUCUUUUCAUAUGGUGGCCUUUUUUUAUAUGUGGCCUAUAAUCAAAGAGAAGUGUCUAUCAGUGCUUGUAUUCAUUUCCUUUGAACAACUGAUUGAAGAGUUUGGAAUCUGUGGGGUAGUAGAGACUCUUAGAACAAACAUCCUAUUUGUAGAGGAAGCUUUUGUCCUGCAGAAUUCCAAACCUCACGCGGAUACAUGCGGUGUUUGUUGGUGAAAAAAAUAAUUAAUUUAUUUGCUUUAUUUUUGUUUCUCCUUUCAGUUUUGUUUCUGUGUCCUUGCAUUAUGGCUGAAGGAUAUUUAAACAGUUAAGAAUUUGACAAAAUAGUCCAUCAAACUGACCAAUAGCUGCUGCUUUGAUAUAUCAUAUAGUGGGUAUAGUGUAAACAUAUAAUAUAUAUGUGAUGUAUAAAAUAUUGACACAUCAGUAUUUUAUAUAUCUAGAUACAUGAUGUUGAUUUUUCUUUUCUAUAUUGUUAAUUUUUGUAUUACUUUCAUCAGAAGCUUUGCUCUUAAGAUAUUUUUUCAAUCAUCUGUUCAUUAUGUUAUGAAAAUGACUCUAACCCCCUGCAAAAAGUCAUACUAAUUCACCUACAGUGCUCUAAGUUGCCCACUAGGGUUGUUUUUGGCUAUUAUAAAUGCACGGGAGAGGCUAGGUGUUCGGAUUCAAAAAGAUGAUUCUUUCCUAGACUGCAUGCAACAAACUCUCAUAGUAACAAUUUGGCUUGUUGCUGUACCCGGUUUGCUGAUGGUGUUGAGGUCCAUAUUGUCAGAGAAUCACCCCCUUGUUAUUUGAAGUACGUUGUGUUUGAUGUCAGAAAUGUUUUGUUUUGUCUCUAGCUGAGACUGUAGUCUAUGGUUGUCCGUGUUGUUUUGUCUAAUUCCUAUAUUAUGUAACAACAUCGUAGACUGAUGUUGGGCUGUUGGGCGUCAUCAUCAAUGGGGGAGAAAUUAUUUGCUUUGAGUGCUUGUUUUGGCCGGAUGAUUUGAAAGCUUAGUCUGGACUUUUUUUCUGCUAAUGUGAAGUAUGCACACAUCUGCUUACCAUCGUAUCACUGAUGAUCCCCCAGCUCUGUAACUACCAUCUCUGAGAGCCAGAGGUUUCUUUGAUUGUGAGCAAUUGUCUGUAAGGAGAACCCCUCCUCUGAUCUUGGCAUAUCCACCCACUAGAUGAGGAAGAGGCAACUCUAAUUCUUCUCACUGCAGCGAAGAGGCCACCAAACUCUAGAAUCGGCCAUGCUCUUGGUCGUGUGGUUAAGAACGCUCUAGAUUUCCUGUCUAGCUGUACAUUGAGCAGUGAGCUCUUCAGGAUGGCGUGGUUGCAUAGGUGUGUGGGAGGCUGUUAGGGUGUUGCAGUGACACAGUGAGGCAGGAGACUACGCUAUGUAGUUCAGGACUCCUCAUAGAAGCGGAGCUUGCUCUCAUUGAGGACAGACAUUCCUGGGUUGUAGUGUGUUGCCCAAUGUCACUGCCUCUCUUUCCCCUCAGGCAAUAUUGGGGGGUGAGUAGCAGAUGCUCUUAAGUCUCAGUUCUGGUCGUUUCUAGAUUCUGAGGGUCCUCAGCUUCAGGGGGUUGAUGGAGCUCCAAUCUGACAUUGAUCUGACAUGAGGCUGUUUUCCAUCACACUAGCUUAUAUUUGAAGAUACUAGACAAAUUAGUUCUGCCCCGCAUGUUUGUUUUCAGUGAAGGGUUCAGACAAUGUUGAUGUUAAUGUCAGAUGGUAAUUUUUUAGAUUGGGCGCUGAAGACAGGUUAAGUAAAAGAGGCAUUCUUUUAUGCCUGCCAGGGUUUCCAGCUGCCUUUGUGUAUGGUCCACCCUAAGUCCACAUGAGUGUCCACCCUUACAUCAGAUGUCCAGUAGUCGUGAAAACAUUCCUGCGCUUAAUCAGGCUCGUUGUUCUUAUGGGAGCUAUACACACUCACUCAUCAGACAGGCAGCACUCACACCUUGAACAGCAUCUGUGUGGAAGGGUCUCUGGCCCACGCUGGUUCAUUUCUCCCCUGACCACAGUUGCUCAUGUCCAUCAAGGGGGAACUUAAGCGACAGCAAGGCUCCAGCAGUCAGGAAGAGAUAAGAAAUCUCCCACAUGGACCUGAAUAAUAGUAGCCACUAUACAGUUUUCAGUCUUCAGGUGAUUAGCUGGUGUAUCAAACACAUAAUAAUGACCCCUCCAGGUGGAUCUCUCUCUAGACAAAGCAUGCCUCGGCCUCCAAGUUGUGCCUUCUGCAAGAGCCCAAGGUAGUGGCCACAAGACAGGGGGCAGUGGGUGAUGCCCAAGCUUAACUUGGUUAAUAUUUAUCCACAUCUGUGCACACUUGGCUUGGUGUACAUAGUGUGUUUGUGAGUGUAUAUAUUUAUGUGCGUAGAGCGGGGUUGGCGAGAUGUGAGGAGUCGGCCUCCAGUCUACUUCUGGAGCUGCAAGCAGGAGUGUGGGGACUGACAAGGACUUGCUGCUGUUAAACCAGCAUACUCAGUUUUUGUUUUUCAAGAUGUAAAUCUAAUUACCGGACUACAGUGCUUUACGAUAUCGUCACCAUCCGCAUCAGUUUCCUUUUUUUUUCAUCGGCUAUUUUCCAGGUUUGUAAAUAAUAAAUAAGAUGUUUUAAGUUAAAGGAAAAAAGCUAAACAAUUACACCCACACAAUUUCGCACACACACUACCAUGACAAAAGACAGAUAUGUUUAGUUUGUCAUGGUUGUCAAGUUAAGUGUAUGUGCGAAUUUCUAAUUCAGAAGAUUAGCAUAUCUUUGAAAAGGCAGAUGAUAUUUUAUUUAUUUUUAUUAUAAUCAUUGUAUAAAACCCAGCUAGCUUUUUACUACAAGUUUUAAGAAUUAUUCAGUGUUGGGUAAAAUAGUGUUUUCUCUCCUGUUUAGUUUUUUUCCAUUGUUUGAAAAGAGAGUUACAGCUAGAGGGGGAGAAUGAGUUUGGUGUUGUGGUAAAUUCUUUUGUUGUUGUUAUUUUGAUCGGACGCAGUCUACCUCAGUAUGUAUGAAAUUUUAGUCAAGCCUUGCUUCUCUCGCUAGCUCUCUCUCUCUCUCUCUCUCUCUCUCUCUCUCUCUCUCUAUCUAUCUCUCUUUCUCUCUCUCUCUUUCUCUCUGUCUCUCUCUCUCUCUCUAUCUCUCUUUCUCUCUCUCUUUCUCUCUGUCUCUCUCACUUUCUCCCUCUCUUUUAUCCCUCACGCUGUCCUCCUACCCAUCUCAGUGUUUUAACAUGGUCGUUUUGGCAGAUGUCAGACUUGUGAGUCUGUUCACCUGCUCUGAUCAUCCUAAAGAGGGCUUAUCACUGAUGACAUGAGAAACUGACAAAUUCAAAGAUGAUAACACGUCUCUCGCAGAACUCUGCAAUCUAAUCUCAAAUUGGCUCUCCCUGUUUUAAUUCCGUUUGUAUUAGCAUGUAUUCAAAAGUUUGGUGACAGAGUUUUCCUCAAGGCAACAUUUACUAAUUAAUGACUAUGACUGUGUCAAAAAGUAUUAGAAAGCACAAUAGAGAAGCAUUUUUUGUGGGGAUGCUCUGUUUAGUGUAACUGUGCCAUGGAUUGCUAUAAUACUGUAUACCAGCACUUAUGUGAAAGGUGGCAGUCCAGAGUUUUUACAUUUUGGACCUGUUCAUCCAAUUUCAAUUAGCUAGCACUUCUUGCAACUAUACCAAGCUGUAGAUUCCAAAUUGCCCAAUUAUAAUAUGAUUUAUGAAAUUCUGUGUAUGGGGCAUGUAAUUAACUUUGUGGUUAGAUUACCAGAGGGGGAGAUGCAUGAGUGUGGUCAAUACCAUGUUCACUAUGCUCCUGAUUUUGCUCUUAAUAAUGGUUCACGACCAACUGAACUUUCCUUGCUCCUCUAACGGUAAUAGGAAAUAGUAGGUUGUGCAUGGACACAGACAUCAUAUUCUAGUACCAAAUAAAGCCUUGUGCUGUGGGAGAUGGGAAUUUGUGGCACAGUUCUGUCCUACAGCGCUUGACAGUAAGAGGGCUGAUUUGGUGAAUACAUAUCUUUCACUAAGCGAGAAAGAAAUUCAAUUUGGACCCAAUGCCUUCUGGUUUAUGCUAUGAAUGUGAUUCUUGUUAGUUUUAUGUUUGUGUUCUGGUUUUUUUGACUUCUUGUUAAUGUACUUUUUCUACUGUGAAUUAUCAAGAACCAUCUUACAACAAUGCCAUAGAUUGGGGGGUUGGGGACAUACCAUACAGCAUGCCUCCAUUGUUUCCGAUUGGAUUCUCUUCGAUAGGGGGCGGCGCGCUCUGUUGGGACAAUCCCAUGUGCCAUAAAACGUUAAACUCUGAAGUGAAAAUCUGGCUUGGGGUGAGCGGUACUCAGGGAAGUCUGAUUCUUUAGGGUUAGAAGGGAUGGGACAUGACUGAAGUACCUGUUUGGAGAGGAUGGCAAAAAAGCCAAUCUCUGCCUUUAGCAAGGGUAAUCAAGGUAGUGCUGCUGAACCUUUUGCAAGUCUGUUGGGAGAAAGUUAAAAGAAAAACAACUCCCCCCUGGUUGCUCAUGAACACUGGCUGAAUGUUUACUGCCCUCUGAUGGACAAAUGUAGUAGUACAACAGCGGGAAGGCAGAGUGAAGCCAGUCCUCCCACCCAUAGUGCCUUGUGCAGAUUUCUCAAGCGUCCUCCCAACCAGACCCUCUCAACUCAAACCGAUUGUCUCCAAAGUCGCUCAUGGACUUGGGCAGACACUUGACUGGAGUUUUAACCACGCCACAUUGUGCAUCCUCAAAAGUGCAUCUUUCAAAGACAAGCUGAGAGAUUUCGUAACAUGAUAGUUGUAGAUAAAAUGCAAACAUGACACACACACACACACACACAAAUAUAUCACAUCUUCCUGCUUGGCUCCAUGUUACUGUAUUGGUGUCUGUGAAUGAUGUUUUGUUCUUUUUUAAGCAGGAAACUUGUCUCUACUUGCCUAAGCUCUGGCUUGCUUUGUGUGCUUUGAACCCCUCAUGCGGGUAACAUGGCAUUAUAUAAUUGAACAUCGAUUGCAUGGCACUUUGGUAAUUGUACAUUUGUCCCAAAUGCACACACUGCAGAAGGCUUAAACGGGUGUUUAAUUCAAGCAAGGUGAUUCUUGUAAUCUUGUCUUUUCACAAAUGAAACAGCCUCCUACUGUACCUCGUAACAGUAAUCGCCCCCUAAAACAAAAGCACUUAAUUUUGGCAAAUUUUAUUUAGUCUUGAACUCUAAAGUGGUUUAACAGAGCAAGCUAGCAAUGCAGCACAGGUUGAGAACAAGGCAUUGUAUGUCAUUUUAUUUGUUUUAAAGAAAAAAAUAUUACAUCUAGAGAUGUUGAUUUCUAUUUUUAUUUUUUAGCCAAAAUAGGGACGGCAAAUACAAUUACCUUUUUUUCUGACUGUAAACUUUUACUAUUCUUGUACAUUAUGGAAUUAACAUUGUUAUCAAUGUAUAUAACUUUUUUUAAUAAAAUUAAAUGUUUGAUGGCUAUCGCUCCUGAAACUACCCCACUAUCUGAUCGAGGUUUCAGUUCACUUUUUUGGUGAGAAGCAGCACAGGUGAUGAUGAUGAUGAUGGUGGUGAUGAUAAUGAUGACAGGGCUUGCAAUGUCUGCCUUUUAGGCUUGUUAAUUCAAUCUGACUGCACCUUUUCAUCAAGGGUAACCCCAAACCCUCGCCCUUUAGUAAAAUGAAUUUUCACAUCCACUCUCUCAGUAUUUACUAUCACUUCUGUGACCUACUGGGAUGUCAAACGAAAUUCUAUUUGACCACCUUAGACCAAAGUGAUGAGUCCCUUUUUUAGAUUUGUUUUCCAAAACUGAAAAAAAAAAAAAAACUGGAAAAGAAAGACCACUGCACAUUCCUUCUGGAAGUGACUAAACAAGUGUAAUAAGCUACGGGGGAACAAGCCACGUUUAUAUAUCUUUAAUCUAUAUAAAUUUCCCAACAUUAUGAGGAUCUGAAGCUGAUCACCCUGUGAUUGCGAUAGCACAUGGUUCAGCAUGAAGGAGGUGUGAAUCACCAUGUGUGUGACUUGCAGGACACCCCUUGUGUGUUAAUGAACACACCACAGAAACUGAUCAUGUCCAAAUCACACCGACAUCAUGGGCAUAUAUUAUGAAAUGCCAUUUCUUUGCUGAAACCUGUCACGUAUGUUUUUUUUGUUUUUUGUUUAUUUCCCCUUUGUUUCGUUUUUAAAUGUGUAGUCCAUGUUUAAAGUUUGACGUGUGUUGGAAGGCAAGUGGUUGAAAAAUUAUUAUUUUCUAUGUUGAAAAGUGAAGGGAGCCGGUAGUUAUGCCCUUUUUUCUUAGCAGCCUGCACCUACUCAUACAUACUCGCCGCUCUCCAGCUCAAACACAUCUUUUUAAAGAGGAAACACAAAAAAAAACAGGAUUUCUAUCCUUCCGAACUCUGUGUUCUUCAAAAUGCUGCUGCUCUUCUCUGCACACACAGUGCUGAAAGUUGUGUGUCGUAUUGGUAAAAGACCUCUCUCUGUUCUUGUCUCAUGUAUUGUGUAGGUGACACAGAUGUAUGAUCAAAUACAUUGUGUACACAUUGUUUGUUGACAUGGAUUCAUAUGCAGCCACAGGCUUUGUGUAUGAGUUCAUGGUUAACCCACUGACGGCUACAAAGAUGCAUCGUCACACUGGAUCCAAAUGGGCCACUCUAUAUGAGAUAUGAAAUACAAGUCUGUCAGUAUAUGUUGACACACACUUACACGUACACACACAUUCUCAGUAUGUUUUUUACACAGAUGCACAUUCUCGCUCUCUCUCUCUCAUGCACACACACACACACACACACACAAAUCUACAUUUAUUAUCUCACACAGACCACUCACACAGAAUCUAAAUGUGCCAUGAUUAGAUAACGCUUGACAAUUUAUUUUUUCUAUGUUUUCAAGAAGAGCCAAGCAGUGACAUGUACAGAUAAUGUUGAAAUGAUAUGAAAAUAAAUCUUGCUGUGUGUAAAUUAUUCAACAAUUAACUGUUUAUAUUAAAAUUAUGAAUAAAAUGA